Messenger RNA from Alosa sapidissima (American shad), 1672 nucleotides. RefSeq names its product serine protease 40-like. Lineage: Eukaryota; Metazoa; Chordata; Actinopteri; Clupeiformes; Clupeidae. Gene Ontology annotation, biological process: proteolysis. Bases 22 to 1644 code for a protein of 540 amino acids. Gene Ontology annotation, molecular function: serine-type endopeptidase activity. The record is from RefSeq and is a predicted model, not a curated record. The transcript has 11 exons.
CCCAACCUCUGAACUGGAGACAUGUGCGCCCUGCACUAUCCCCUGAUGCUUCUGACGAUGCUUCUUCUGCACAAGCAUGGUUGUUAUGCUGAAAAGAUCAUUAAUGGGAGGAAUGUAGCAGUUGAAGACAUGCAGUACAUGGCAUCAGUGCAGAACAAUGAGAAGCAUGUCUGUGGAGGCUUUGUCAUAAAGCCCAACUUUGUACUGACUGCAGCACACUGCAGAAAAUGCCUAACAGGCAAAGUUAGUGUUGUUCUUGGGGCACACAACAUCCAUAAACCAGAGAAAAGAAAGCGAUAUUAUAUUGGAAAACAAAACAAAAUCACCCACGUUAACUAUACAAGAACCAAAACUGGAAAUGACAUCAUGCUGUUGAAGCUGUCAAGGAAAAUUGGCAAAGAUGUGAAAACAGUGAACAUCCCAUCAUCUGAUGAGAUGAAGAUGAAAAGUGGCACAAACUGCUUGGUCGCUGGUUGGGGUAAAACAAGUAAGAAUAAUGCCACAAAUCGGCUCCAGGAGGCCGAUGUCCAAGUCGUCGAUUUCCAAGAGUGCCAGGCAGAAUGGAAUCAGAACAGCAUCAAUCAGACACUUCCUAAAAAUGUGAUGUGUGCCAAAGGGUUCAGAAGGAGUGGUCCAAGUUCGACAGACUCGGGAGGUCCAUUGGUGUGCAACGGCCUGGCUGUGGGUAUAGUGUCAUUCAACCUGAAUGCUGAAAGCUAUCAAGAGAUCAUUCCUGCUGUUUAUACUCAAAUCUCAAAGUUCCUGCCAUGGAUCAAAAGCAAAAUUGGUUCCAGUUUUGAUUUGCAAGAUUCUUAUUUUGAGAAUUUUAUCCCCUGCAGUGCACUGAUGCGUCUGUCACUUGGGGUUGUGAACAUCAUGGAUGCUGCAACUCUGCUCUGCCUCCAGCUGGCAGCUUCCAUGCUGUUGUUGGUUUUCUCAAGUGCUCAGGGUGGGUAUGUGGGCAUCGUGAAUGGCACUGUAGCAAAAAAACACUCCAGACCUUACAUGGUCUCUGUGCAGAAAAAUAAGGGACAUAUCUGUGGUGGCUUUCUGGUGUCUGAGUCAUUUGUCAUGACUGCAGCUCAUUGUAUCACUUGGGGAGUGGAUUUGACUGUUGUGGUAGGGGGACAUGACAUUACAAAUCAGAAAAGUGGCACAAGGAUACAGGUGAAAUACUACCUUACCAACCCCGGAUACAACCCUGAGACACUUCAGAAUGACAUUGCAAUUCUACAGCUGGCAGAAAGAGCAAAUCAGUCCAACUCUGUACAAUGGAUCUCUAUUCCUGAGAAGGACGACAUCAAAGGGGCAGAGGUUUGUAGUGUGGCCGGAUGGGGGGCAACGAAAACCAAUGGGCGUGAAAACAAUCUCCUUCUCCAGGCAGAUGUGGUUAUCAUGAAGAGAAAAGAGUGCAAUCAAUUAUGGAAGGGAUACUUCAAUAAAAAAAUGCUUUGUGCGAGUGGUAAAGCAGGCUUUUGCCAGGGUGACUCAGGAGGCCCUCUGGUCUGCAAGAACAAGGCUGUGGGAGUAGUGUCGUUCAAUGAGAGAGAAAACUGUAACAACCCAAAAAAGCCAAAUGUCUACACAAGAAUAUCAGCAUAUCUGCCCUGGAUAAAGAAGAUUUUAAACAGUGUCAAACACUGAUGAAAUGAAAUAAAUGUUUAAAUGCUUU